Molecule: messenger RNA, 1233 nt
Organism: Coccidioides posadasii C735 delta SOWgp
Lineage: Eukaryota; Fungi; Ascomycota; Eurotiomycetes; Onygenales; Onygenaceae
Source: RefSeq, a predicted model, not a curated record
AUGGGAAGUCUCGAUGAGAACCUGCACACUAUUCAUAGAGCAUAUCUUCAAUACUAUGGUGCGGCUUCAUAUGAAACUUUGGGUCGAGCAGCUCACAAUUAUUCAAGCAAUAAGCUUCUACUCUUGAAUUUGGCCAAAGAGGGCUAUGUCGCGUGCAAGCUUUCCCUUCAAAAUGUGACGAAGGAAUUAAAAAAGUCAGAUUCAAAUUCUGGAAAUACCAACAACGCGAAUAUAUAUGGAAAUUCUGGUCAUGAACACAAUAUCGAUGAGGAUGAGGACAGAGAAAAUGAAGACGAUCUCGAGUCAGUCUCUGGAUCUUUGAGUGACGCGACUUUAAAGCGCGUCUAUGCUGUUUGCUAUUUGACGGAACCAUGGAGAACUUAUGCCAGGUACAAAUGUCAAGCUUCUGGAGAAGAUAUGGGUGAAUUUACUACGAAAACUGCAGAAAAUGCGUUUACCUUUGAUCUGGAGCCACCAGGGAAUGAUGAUAUUGAGGCAAUUGAAGCAGAUGUCGAGUCCGUGUCUGAACUUAUGCCGCCACCUCUGCGUGUCCAAAAGACUAGAAGCAAAAGGCCAGGUCUGAGCAAUAUACCGAUCCCUGACAGAUCCUUGAUUCCGCUACCACUUUUCUCACCUUCUCCAUUGUCACCACGCAGGACAGCCGAUUCGCAAAUCCCCAACCGGACGCCCAAGCCAGCCCCACUAAAUGCAAUUUCUGCGGAUGCAGUUUCUCCGGAUGCUAGGUUGAAAAGUCGAACCCCCGUCCCAAUUGAUUCUAUCGAUCUCACACCAAAUGAGCUUCCGCGUCACCCGCUCCAAUUGCACCAGAAACCAAAACUCCAAGCAUCAGGACGCAUGCUCAACAUCUUGACUUCCCUCCCCACCCAGCUCAAUACCAACAUUUCCAACAUCAGCGGUCUCAUUUCUGAAGUCACCCAACUCCAAUGUAUCCACAAAGCCACUAAAAGUAACCGUCUCGCAUCAUACUGGAGUUUCACGCCUUUUCGUGAGCAAAGUAAUGGCGGUGUCCCAACAAAUAACCCAUUGAGCCGCACCAGUAGUGGGAAUCGUAAUGUUUCGAACGGGAGUGAAACUAAGCAGGAACGAAUCGUUCGCUUGCGAUCGGAAGGGUGGAACACGGUGGGCAUUAGGGAUCCUAAGAGGGGCUGGAAAGGGUCAGAAUAUUAUGAAAGGAUUUGCGAAGAGGCAUUGGGGGAGUUGUACGGUUGCUAG